CAUCACCCUGUCUCUAUCCACCCAACUGGAUCCCCACCAAGCACCGCAUAAUCACAAUCUCUGAGAAAAUGGCAAAACCCAUCAAUCCAUUUCCACACAACAUCAGGCCAUGACCCCUUCCAUGGCAAAAAUAUGGUCAAUCUUCUUCUUCCUUCUCGCCUGGGUUUCAAGAAUCAUUUUUUCUACUGGUGACGACUUUGUUUACAGUGGGUUUACAGGUGACACCAUUAUUCUAGACGGGGUUGCUGAGAUUAAGAGAAAUGGCGUCCUCAAGCUCACUGGAGACAAGUCUAAGAUAUUCGGUCAUGCUUUCUAUUCAAAGCCGAUAAAUUUUAAGAAUUCUAUUUCUGGGAAAGCUUUCACCUUUUCCACUGCUUUUGCUUUUGGGAUUGUUCCCGAGAUUGCAAAUUUUGGCGGCCAUGGGUUAGCUUUUGUGAUCUCAAGAACCCAAGGUAUGGAAGGGGUUCUCCCAAGCCAGUUCCUGGGUCUUAUGAACUCAACCAAUCUCGGGAAAUUCUCAAACCAUUUGUUUGCUGUUGAGUUUGACACGGUUCAAGAUUUAGAGUUUGGAGAUAUUAGUGAAAACCAUGUCGGUGUUGAUAUCAACAGUUUGGUCUCUAAUGCCUCUGCAAAUGCUACGGUUAGUCUCCAGAGUGGAAAGAAAAUUCAAGCUUGGAUUGACUAUGAUUCAUCCAAGAAUGAAUUGAAUGUGGCACUCUCACUUUCUUCAGAAAAACCCAAUUUUUCAAUCCUCUCAUUCCCGCUUGACCUCUCUCCGAUUUUUGAGGAGAAUAUGUUUGUUGGCUUCUCUGCUUCAACUGGUUUACUUGCCAGCUCUCACUAUAUCUAUGGAUGGAGUUUCAAGAUUAAUGGAAAAUCACAAUCUUUAGAUCUAUCUUCACUUCCUUCUUUGCCCCCUCAUCCCAAAAAGAAUCAUUAUAUGGCCAUGAUCUUAAGCGUUUCUUUAUCAUCACUAGCUUUUAUUUCAACGGCCUCCCUGAUUGUUACAUGCUUAGUUUGUCGAAACAAGGACUUGGAUGUGGUUGAGCCUUGGGAACUUGAAGUUGGUCCUCAUAGGUUUGAUUACCAAGAGCUCAAGAUAGCAACAAGAGGGUUCAGAGACAAAGACCUGCUCGGAUUUGGCGGGUUCGGUAAGGUCUAUAAGGGAAUUUUGCCUAAUUCCGGAGACCAAGUAGCGGUUAAGCUGAUAAACCAUGAUGCCAAACAAGGUCUGAGGGAAUUUGUGUCUGAAAUUGCAAGCAUUGGCCGACUUAGGCAUAGGAAUCUAGUUCAAUUGCUUGGGUGGUGUCGAAGACGGGGUGAUCUUCUACUUGUUUAUGACUUCAUGCCUAAUGGGAGCUUAGACAAGUACCUUUUCGGAGAACCAAAGGCAAUAUUAAGUUGGGAGGAGAGGUUUAAGAUCAUAAAGGGUGUAGCUUCGGGGCUUUUAUAUUUGCACGAAGAGUGGGAGAAGACAGUUAUUCAUAGAGACAUCAAAGCUGGGAAUGUGUUGUUGGACUCAGAUAUGAAUGGGCGGCUCGGGGAUUUCGGGCUGGCAAAGUUAAUAGAGCGUGGCGAGAAUUCAGGGACCACUCGGGUUGUGGGCACAUUGGGUUAUUUAGCUCCCGAGCUAACAAAAACUGGAAAACCUAGUACAUGCUCGGAUGUUUUCGCGUUUGGCGCGUUACUUCUUGAAAUCGUGUGUGGGAGGAGGCCUAUAGAGCGGAAAGCACUACCUGAGGAGAUGAUUUUGGUGGAUUGGGUUUGGGAGAAGUGGAAGGAAGGCACGAUUCUUGAAGUGGUUGAUCCAAGGAUGAGAGGUGGUGGGAAUUACAAUGUGGAUGAAGUUGUGCUUGUGAUUAAACUAGGGCUAAUGUGUUCCCAUAAUUCUCCAACCCAGAGGCCUACUAUGAGGCGGGUGGCAAAAUACUUGGAAGGCGACACAAUGCCCCCAGAUACUUUGGUGUCAGCGGAUGGAUACCGCCCUAGCAACAAGGGCGGUAUUGAGUUUGACAAAUUUCUUUCGCCAUAUCCAUCAUCGUCAAAUUAUGAGAAUAUUAGCACUUGCUCAUCUAUAUAUAAUAGAGAUUAGAGAGUGAGCUAUUGAUCUUGAAGCUGAUUUAGGUGGACAUGGGGAGCAGAUAAUGCAUAGAUGGAAAACCUCACUUUUUGAUCCUGAAGGUGAUUUAGGUGUACUAUAUUGUGCAUUUUGAAGGGCGGUUCUGGCACAAAUUAAGUUUCUCCCCUCACAGUAGGCCUCUGGGUGGGAGAAUUAUGGUAAUUUUUAAAUUCAACUCACAAGAAAGUGAGAAGAAUGUCAAACAUGUAUCUGUGUUGGUAUGUAGGCAAUGUAGCGCAUUUAGAUUUUGAAGAACAUUAAAUUAAACAGCGUUUAUUAGUAUGCAAAUAAAUUUAUUUCUUGAUUUUUUCAAAUAAAAAAAUAGAAUGCUCAUUUAUAUAGGAUUCGGGAUGUUCAAUUUAUAAAAUUACAAUGAUAGUCG
Molecule: messenger RNA, 2501 nt
Organism: Cuscuta epithymum
Lineage: Eukaryota; Viridiplantae; Streptophyta; Magnoliopsida; Solanales; Convolvulaceae
Source: the annotation of a GenBank genome assembly